GUUUGAUUGGUGGGACCGUCAGCACGCGGCUUCCCCAAUUCCAGUAUACCUAGCCACGACAGCCUGUACGUACUACAGGUAACCUUCAACUCUAGCACUCUCAAACCCCGAUACUAUCGCGGAAUAACCUGUCCAGGGAGGCUCGGUCGACAGCCUUCUGAAUAUUAUCUUGCAAAUUGAAACAUAAUUGCAAGUUUUGCUUGCCGUCGGAUGGUCUGCGGUCGCGCAUAGACUCUCCUUUUGAGUACUUGGAAACCUAGUACGGCUUUUCUUUGUGAUCGCGAUGAAGGGCUGGCUCCAGACACUAUGCUUGACUGCCGCUCUGGCAGGACGAGUUCUUGCAAAUGAAGUUGAAUUGACACAAGACGAAGCCCACCGACAGCGAUGUUCAGGGAUGUACAGUCGCAAGGCGUGGGGUGGAAGCAUCGAUCCGUAUAUCGAGACCGUAUUUGUCAAAGAUAACGAAGCCGGCGAUAGCGAUCCUCUUGUCAGUGUCGUGAUAUUCGAAUGGAGCGACGAGAAUCUGAUCGGGAGAUCCGUAUCUGAUGACCCUGAAGCGAAAGAGACCAUUUGCGACCAGGCUAGCGUCGAGGCGAAACUAUGCGAAGAUGAUCAAAUAGGUUCCUUCAUUCUGGCCGCCAACGCGAGCGAGGCAUCCAAAUUCCCUAUUAUAUCUCAGGCGGUGCAUCUGAACAAUCCGACUGCAAUUAAUUAUCCUAUCAAGAAGACCGGCUUCUAUUGCGUCAGCACCUAUGGAUACUCAGGGAAGGACUACAAAGCGGCAGUUGAGUUCAGGAAUUCAUACGGUGAACUCCCUGCUGCUCAAAUUGCGAAACUUCCGUUCUACGGUGGUUUGACUAUUGUCUAUGCGGUCAUUGGAGUAUUUUGGGCAUUCCUAUACGUUCAGAAUCGUCAUGACAUUUUGCCGGUGCAAAACUACAUCACCGCUAUCCUAGUCUUUUUGAUCGUGGAGCAAUUGAUGACCUGGGGCUUUUAUGAUUUCCAGAAUCGGCACGGUUUGAAUAUCGGUGCAAAGGUGCUGAUGGUAAUCGUCGCUGUCCUGAAUGCGGGACGCAAUUCUUUCUCCUUUUUCCUUUUGCUCAUCGUUUGCAUGGGAUACGGCGUGGUCAAGCCCUCUUUGGGCCGGACCAUGAUCUAUGUUCGUAUCCUGGCCAUCACCCACUUCGUUUUCGGCGUCAUCUAUGCUGUCGCAAGUCUAUCAAUUACACCCGAUAGCGCUGGGCCACUGGUCCUCCUCAUCGUGCUCCCACUUGCUGGUACUCUGACUGCAUUCUAUGUGUGGACACUGAACUCCUUGAACGCAACCAUGAAGGAUCUGAUCGACCGAAAGCAGAAGGUCAAAGCAAUGAUGUAUAAGAAGCUCUGGUGGUGUAUUCUGGGCAGCAUCAUCGUGAUCUUCGGCUUCUUUUUCAUCAACUCAUUUGCUUUUGCUGGUCGUAGCGAAGCGAGCUUUGUACCAGAGCAUUGGAAGACCAGGUGGUUUGUGCUAGAUGGUUGGCUGAACCUUGUGUACUUGUUCGAUAUUGGGUUCGUUGCCUAUCUUUGGCGGCCUACUGCGAACAACAGGCGGUUCGCAAUGAGUGACGAGCUUGCACAAGACGAUGACGGGUUCGAGAUUCGAUCUUUCAAUAGUGGACUGGACGACGAAGAAGCGUUUGGAGGCCUGGAAGGAAAUUCCACCUCCGCAACACGCCGUGAGCUGUCACCGGUACCUCCUAAACCUGUUCCAUCUGCUCCGCGCCAGCGAGACUCUCUCGAUGGUGAGACGAUCUUCGCUGUAGGUGAGGAUGGUGACAAAUGGUCUGAGGACGAGGACGAGUCACCACGAAACUCAAGCGAGCGCCAGAGGCUCACUGCCCAUAAAUCGGACUAAUUGGCUCAUGGCGGAAGAGCCGAAGUCUUGUCUCGAAUCAGAACAAUCGUGAAUGCAUGUGCACUCUCUAUCCUUCUGUUCAGAAGUGGCAUCAAAUCAUCUUUAUAUCAGUUCUCGGGAAGUUGAAGGUUCGAUCGAUCUUCUAAGGAUCUUUCCGUUUGGUGUCAACUUUGCAGGCAUUUGAUGGCGUUUGGCCUUUUGGUGUAUUUUUAGAUUGGCUCUAAGUUCCUACUACUCUAGUAAUGGGCUAAUUGAAUUUAUGUGU
Aspergillus novofumigatus IBT 16806 is the source of this 2159-nucleotide messenger RNA. Its product is annotated as putative integral membrane protein (Ptm1). The record is from RefSeq and is a predicted model, not a curated record. The transcript is spliced from 7 exons. Lineage: Eukaryota; Fungi; Ascomycota; Eurotiomycetes; Eurotiales; Aspergillaceae. Bases 284 to 1894 code for a protein of 536 amino acids. Gene Ontology annotation, cellular component: membrane; Golgi apparatus. Gene Ontology annotation, biological process: retrograde transport, endosome to Golgi.